AUGGGUGUUGCGAGAUUCGAACUUAUGAGAGAUGCAUUGCUAGGACAUCAUGAGAAGAUCAAUAUUCUGCUUGAGAGUUCGAGUGUCUGCAAUAAAAGCUAUAGAUCAUCUUGUUGGGAUGACAACAUGAUUCAACAUUCAACGAUGUCCCGAUUUCUGAAUUUCAAGUUUCUGCUUGUUGAUGGGACUAUAAAAUGGUGUCCUAAGAUUGAAAAAUUCAAGUUUCUGCUUAAACGACAGUUGCGUUGGGACGACAGUAUUCAAUCCUCUGCAUUCAUCUUGCUGAGACUUGAUGAAGAAAGUACUCAAUCCUCUGCGUCUCUACCGUCUUUGCAAGGAGCCAAUGGGAGAGCUCCACUUCAUACCCCACUUUUACCAAUCGUGUGA
Messenger RNA from Arabidopsis thaliana (thale cress), 387 nucleotides. RefSeq lists its product as uncharacterized. The coding region runs from base 1 to 387 and encodes 128 amino acids. The record is from RefSeq and is marked reviewed. NCBI's taxonomy places the organism in Eukaryota, Viridiplantae, Streptophyta, Magnoliopsida, Brassicales, Brassicaceae. The transcript has 5 exons.